AUGACCACCACCGCACAAUAUGAUGACCCGACCUUCUUCGCUAAAUACUCCCAGUUGUCCCUAAACAGAGCCGGAGUGAAGGAUAUUCUGCAAUGGCCUACCAUAAGCCGCAACAUAGGCCAUGUUACCAACCAAACUGUGCUUGAUCUGGGCUGCGGUUUCGGCCAGUUCUGCCGCUGGGCCUCAGAAAAUGGUGCUGCCUCUGUGCAUGGUAUUGAUGCUUCUGCAAAAAUGCUGGAAAAGGCGCGGGAGCUCAACAAUGCAGACAAUAUCACCUAUGAACAAGGGGACCUCGACUUGUCCUUGAAGCAUCCCAACGCGCUGAAACUCCGAGAAAAUGCAUAUGAUCUUGUUCAUAGCUCCCUGGCACUCCAUUAUGCGGACAAUAUUGCAGCCACCUUCGCGGCUAUCUACAAAGCUCUGAAGCCAGGAGGCCGAUUUGUCUUCUCAGUGCAGCAUCCUACCUUCUCAGCACCGCGGACUCCAAACUGGGGGGUGCGAAAGGAUAGUGGAACGCUUUUUUGGGAGCUUGAGAGUUACGGCUCUGAAGGGCCUCGAAUGAUUAAUUUUCUGGGCCAACCGAUCCGCGCGUAUCACCGUACAAUGGAGACCUAUAUCUCUUUACUAUUAGAGAAUGGGUUUAUGUUGGUUGACUUCAAGGAGUGCAUACCUCCUCCUGGUGUAUUGCCAGAGAUGCAUCUGGAUCAUGGAAAGGAGGGCCAUCGUCCUUUGUUCUUGAUUCUUGCUGCUAGGAAGGUUCAUGUUUCUAGUUCUGACAGCAGGGGCUAG
Molecule: messenger RNA, 789 nt
Organism: Aspergillus udagawae
Lineage: Eukaryota; Fungi; Ascomycota; Eurotiomycetes; Eurotiales; Aspergillaceae
Product: class I SAM-dependent methyltransferase
Exons: 1
Coding region: 1-789 (262 amino acids)
Molecular function (GO): S-adenosylmethionine-dependent methyltransferase activity
Source: RefSeq, a predicted model, not a curated record